AACCACCCUCGUCACACCCUGACCUAACCAAAAUAAUAAAGAGAACAAAGAUAACUAAGGCCAGGGCGUGACAAAUUUACACAUCAUAAAGUGACUUUGUAUUACAGAGAGAGAGAGCUGCUGACAAGUUAAAUAGACAGAGUGAGAGACAGAGAGAAAGAGAGCUGACAGGUUAACAGCUGCAAACUGGAUCAGUCCUCGAUAACCAAACCCCUAUUUCAACUACUAUCAAUAAAAAUCCCAAACCAACCCUGUACCAUAUCUUGUUAUCCUAAACCCCUCCCAUACAUAUGAUUUAUACCGCUUUUAACGGCAUCUUAUAGAUUUUAUGUAUUUAUAACAAAUCAAAACUGGAAUUUGUAUUCAAAACAAAGGUUGUAAAAAUAUGAUACACAUUUAUAGAAUAAAUCAUAUCUAGUUUGAUGAUUCUGUGACAAACUGUGAAUUAGUUAUUGAUUUAUACAUCUUUAAAUUGCAUUUUAAAGAUGUUAUGUAUUUCCAUAAAAUCAAAACUGGAUUUUUUUAUUCAAAACAAAGGUUGUAAAAGUAUGCUAGACAUUUAUAGAAUAAAUCAUAUAUUAUAAAUCAAAUGUUAUGUGACAAUCAAUGAAUUAGUUAUUGAUUUUUUUACAAUUGAAAUGGCUUUUGGCAAAUGUCUGUUGAAUGUCUGAUGAAUGUCUGUUGAAUGUUCGAAUGUGUGAAUAUAAAACCAACUUUACCUUGGUCAAAUAUCUUUGGGUGUAGCUAGCUGGCUAGUUGCUGCAUGUUUCAGGUUAUGCCAAAACACAGAUUUGUAAACAGAAGAUGGCUAUUUACUUUGAUGAACAUGACUGUGAACCAACGAAUCCUGAAGAACAGUACCGCCAGAAUGCACUACCAGAGCUGGCCAGCAAAGGGCUGAAGUGUCCUGUGUGUUUGCUGGAGUUUGAGGAGCAGGAGACAGUGCGGGAGAUGCCCUGCAAACACCUCUUUCACUCUAGUUGUAUCCUGCCCUGGUUAAGGAAGGCCAAUUCUUGUCCGCUAUGCCGACUCGAGCUACCAACCGACAAUCCAGAGUAUGAGGAGUUUAAGACGGACAAGGUGUGUGUGGAACUCUGGCAUGGGAAAUCAUAAUCAUAAUGCUUGUCCCAUUUAGAGUUGAGACUUUGGAUGUGUCCCAAAUGACACCCUCUUUCCUAUUUAGUGUCCUAUGGGCCCUGGUCAAAACUGUAUAGGGAAUAGGGUGCCAUUUGGCUGAUUUGGGACACAGAAAUGGUCAGCGUCAGGCUGUUACUAAACCUGUUAAAGGAUAAGAGAAAACAGAGGGAACAUAGACUGGAGUAUCUACAUGUAGCCAUGUACACAUAGUGGCUCAGAGCACACUUAUUGCUUAUUUCACAUUUAUUGCAUUGGGUCGCAAUAGAAUUGACAAUUGACAAAAGCUGCAAAAAAUAUUGUUUAGCUAUUAUGUUUUAUCGUGUGUAUUGUAAAUAUGUCAGUUUUAUAUUGUCACGUUCCUGACCUAUUUUCUGUUGUUUUUGUAUGUGUUUAGUUGGUCAGGGCGUGAGUUGGGGUGGGCAUUCUAUGUUAUGUGUUUCUAU
Salvelinus namaycush (lake trout) is the source of this 1580-nucleotide messenger RNA. RefSeq names its product E3 ubiquitin-protein ligase RNF181-like. NCBI's taxonomy places the organism in Eukaryota, Metazoa, Chordata, Actinopteri, Salmoniformes, Salmonidae. Bases 805 to 1113 code for a protein of 102 amino acids. Gene Ontology annotation, molecular function: ubiquitin protein ligase activity. Gene Ontology annotation, biological process: protein ubiquitination. The transcript is spliced from 4 exons. Gene Ontology annotation, cellular component: cytoplasm. The record is from RefSeq and is a predicted model, not a curated record.